AUGGCUAGUGCACCGGCUGAUCUGCCGCUUGAAUUUGCGGCUAUGUUUCUUCCACUGCACCUCAGUUGCCAGCAGCACAGAGUGCCGAAGAACAAUUUGACGACUACCGAUCGUAUCCUCGACUAUCUACAGAACCUAUUUUUCUUCGACGCCUCGCGACAACAGCUUACAGAUUUCGUCGCCACCUACCAAGAUAACGAAGAAGACGGCUCACCCUUCCGCACGGGAUUCGCUUACAACUGGUACAUAUAA
Molecule: messenger RNA, 252 nt
Organism: Penicillium psychrosexuale
Lineage: Eukaryota; Fungi; Ascomycota; Eurotiomycetes; Eurotiales; Aspergillaceae
Product: Extracellular lipase
Exons: 2
Coding region: 1-252 (83 amino acids)
Source: RefSeq, a predicted model, not a curated record